AUGGUUGAUUUGGAGAGCGAAGUGCCCCCUCUGCCUCCCAGGUACAGGUUUCGGGAUUUGCUGCUGGGGGACCAGGGAUGGCAGAACGACGACAGGGUGCAAGUUGAAUUUUAUAUGAAUGAAAACACAUUUAAAGAGAGACUAAAGUUAUUUUUUAUCAAAAACCAGAGAUCAAGUCUAAGAAUACGUCUGUUCAAUUUUUCUCUCAAAUUAUUAAGCUGCUUAUUGUACAUAAUCCGAGUGCUACUAGAAAACCCUUCACAAGGAAAUGAAUGGUCUCAUAUCUUUUGGGUGAACAGAAGUCUACCUUUAUGGGGCUUACAGGUAUCAGUGGCAUUGAUAAGUCUCUUUGAAACAAUACUGCUUGGUUAUCUCAGCUAUAAGGGAAACAUCUGGGAACAGAUUUUACGAAUACCCUUCAUCUUGGAAAUAAUUAACGCCGUUCCCUUCAUUAUCUCAAUAUUCUGGCCUUCCUUAAGAAAUCUAUUUGUCCCAGUCUUUCUAAACUGUUGGCUUGCCAAACAUGCCUUGGAAAAUAUGAUUAAUGAUCUACACAGAGCCAUUCAGCGUACACAGUCUGCAAUGUUUAAUCAAGUUUUGAUUUUAAUAUCUACAUUACUAUGCCUUAUCUUCACCUGCAUCUGUGGAAUCCAGCAUUUGGAACGAAUAGGAAAGAAGCUGAAUCUCUUCGACUCCCUCUAUUUCUGCAUUGUGACAUUUUCUACUGUGGGCUUUGGGGAUGUCACUCCAGAAACGUGGUCGUCCAAGCUCUUUGUCGUUGCCAUGAUCUGUGUUGCUCUUGUGGUUCUCCCUAUCCAGUUUGAACAGCUGGCCUAUUUGUGGAUGGAGAGACAAAAAUCAGGUGGGAACUAUAGUCGACACAGAGCUCAAACUGAGAAGCACGUGGUCCUGUGCGUCAGCUCACUGAAGAUCGAUUUACUCAUGGACUUUCUGAAUGAAUUCUAUGCUCAUCCAAGACUCCAGGAUUAUUAUGUGGUGAUUUUGUGUCCUACUGAAAUGGAUGUGCAGGUCCGAAGGGUCCUACAGAUUCCAAUGUGGUCACAAAGAGUCAUCUACCUUCAAGGCUCAGCCCUUAAAGAUCAGGAUCUGCUGCGAGCAAAGAUGGACGAUGCUGAGGCCUGUUUUAUUCUGAGCAGCCGUUGUGAAGUAGAUAGGACAUCCUCUGACCACCAAACGAUUUUGAGAGCAUGGGCUGUAAAAGAUUUUGCUCCAAAUUGCCCUUUGUAUGUCCAGAUCUUAAAGCCUGAAAAUAAAUUCCAUAUCAAAUUCGCUGAUCAUGUUGUUUGUGAAGAAGAGUUUAAAUACGCCAUGUUAGCUUUAAACUGUAUAUGCCCAGCAACAUCUACACUUAUCACACUACUGGUUCACACCUCUAGAGGGCAGGAAGGCCAGCAGUCGCCAGAACAAUGGCAGAAGAUGUACGGCAGAUGCUCUGGGAAUGAAGUGUACCACAUCGUUUUGGAAGAAAGUACAUUUUUUGCUGAAUAUGAAGGAAAGAGCUUCACAUAUGCUUCUUUCCAUGCACACAAAAAGUUUGGUGUCUGCUUGAUUGGUAUUAGGAGGGAGGAUAAUAAAAACAUUUUGCUGAAUCCAGGUCCUCGAUAUAUCAUGAAUGCUACAGAUAUAUGUUUCUAUAUUAAUAUUACCAAAGAAGAGAAUUCAGCAUUUAAAAACCAUGACCAUCAGAAAAAAAGCAAUGUAUCAAGGUCAUUUUAUCACGGACCAUCUAGAUUACCUGUACAUAGCAUAAUUGCCAGCAUGGGUACUGUGGCCAUAGACUUGCAAGACACAAGCUGUAGGUCAGCAAGUGGCCCUACUCUGUCUCUUCCUUCAGAAGGAAACAAAGAAAGCAGAAGACCCAGCAUUGCUCCCGUUUUAGAGGUUGCAGAUACGUCAUCAAUUCAAACAUGCGAUCUUCUAAGUGAUCAAUCAGAAGAUGAAACUACACCAGAUGAAGAAAUGUCCUCAAACGUGGAAUAUGCUAAAGGCUACCCACCUUAUUCUCCAUAUAUAGGAAGUUCACCCACUUUUUGUCAUCUCCUUCAUGAAAAAGUGCCAUUUUGCUGCUUAAGACUAGACAAGAGUUGCCAGCAUAACUACUAUGAGGAUGCAAAAGCCUAUGGAUUCAAAAAUAAGCUAAUUAUAGUUGCAGCUGAAACAGCUGGAAAUGGAUUGUAUAAUUUUAUUGUUCCUCUCAGGGCAUAUUAUAGACCAAAGAAAGAACUUAAUCCCGUAAUACUUCUAUUGGAUAACCCGCCAGAUAUGCAUUUUCUGGAUGCAAUCUGUUGGUUUCCAAUGGUUUACUACAUGGUGGGCUCUAUUGACAACCUAGAUGACUUACUCAGGUGUGGAGUGACUUUUGCUGCCAACAUGGUGGUUGUGGACAAAGAAAGCACCAUGAGCGCUGAGGAAGACUACAUGGCAGAUGCCAAAACCAUUGUAAACGUGCAGACGCUUUUCAGGUUGUUUUCCAGUCUCAGUAUUAUCACAGAGCUUACGCACCCAGCCAACAUGAGAUUCAUGCAAUUCAGAGCCAAAGACUGUUACUCCCUUGCUCUUUCAAAGCUGGAAAAGAAAGAAAGAGAGCGAGGUUCUAAUUUGGCCUUUAUGUUCCGACUGCCUUUUGCUGCCGGGAGGGUGUUCAGUAUCAGCAUGUUGGACACGCUUCUUUACCAGUCUUUUGUGAAAGACUAUAUGAUUUCUAUCACCAGACUUCUGUUGGGAUUGGACACUACGCCGGGAUCGGGGUUCCUUUGCUCUAUGAAAAUCACCGAGGAUGACUUAUGGAUACGGACUUAUGCCAGACUUUAUCAGAAGUUAUGUUCUUCUACUGGAGAUGUUCCCAUUGGGAUCUACAGGACUGAAUCACAAAAACUUACUACAUCUGAGUCUCAAAUAUCCAUCAGCGUGGAAGAGUGGGAAGACACCAAAGAUGCCAAAGAGCAAGGUCACCACCGAAGUAACCACCGCAACUCAACAUCCAGUGACCAGUCCGACCAUCCCCUGCUGAGGAGGAAGAGCAUGCAGUGGGCCCGAAGACUGAGCAGAAAAGGUCCCAAACACUCCGGUAAAACAGCUGAGAAAAUAACCCAGCAGCGCCUGAACCUCUACAGGAGGUCAGAGAGACAAGAGCUUGCUGAACUUGUGAAAAAUAGAAUGAAACACUUGGGUCUUUCUACAGUAGGAUAUGAUGAAAUGAAUGAUCAUCAAAGUACCCUCUCCUACAUCCUGAUAAACCCAUCUCCAGAUACCAGACUAGAGCUGAAUGAUGUUGUAUACUUAAUCCGACCCGAUCCACUGUCCUACCUACCAAAUGGUGAACCCAGUCGAAAAAACAGCAUCUGCAACACUACAGGCCAAGACUCUCGGGAGGAAACGCAGCUUUGA
This is a messenger RNA of Hippopotamus amphibius kiboko, 3408 nucleotides long. It is a transcript of the gene KCNT2, whose product is annotated as potassium sodium-activated channel subfamily T member 2. The record is from RefSeq and is a predicted model, not a curated record. Gene Ontology annotation, molecular function: intracellular sodium-activated potassium channel activity. The transcript is spliced from 28 exons. Gene Ontology annotation, cellular component: membrane. Gene Ontology annotation, biological process: potassium ion transport. The coding region runs from base 1 to 3408 and encodes 1135 amino acids. Lineage: Eukaryota; Metazoa; Chordata; Mammalia; Artiodactyla; Hippopotamidae.